UGGCAGCGAAUAUGUGAUCUUUUCCGCACCCUCUUUUGCAAGAAAGUGAGAGAGCUUUGGGGCUUAAGCAGAACGUCUCUACUUAGCUGUAAAUGGAAUCACGAUGUACUUUGGAGGAUUGGGAUUUUAAUACUAUCAACGUUUUUUAUUUUGAAACUGAUCAUACUACCUCAGUUAAAUUUUAAUGGAGGGCAAAGACAAGCAUAAGGAAUGGGCUCAUUGACUUCUCUUGUUAUCGUGGAUAUCUGGAUGUAUUAAUUCAUGGAUGUUGCAAGUGCAUAUGUGGUUAUAAAUUGAAAUGUGCGACGAUAUCAGAGACAGGUGGCAUGCUGGAGAGAAGUGUCUUGCCCCAUCUCCUGAAAGUGGGAAACUUUGUGAAGCCACAAUAAAGUCAGUUGAAACAGACAAGAAUGGGAAAUCAUUUGCGAUUGUAUCAUUUUGGGGAUCUGAAGAAAAGAACAUAUUAAUAACAAAACUCUGUAAAGCCAGAGCUGGUAAAGAUCCCCGGAAUAGCUUAAUAUUUGAUGAUGAAGAUUUGGAAAAGCCGUAUUUCCCUGACCGAAGGCUUCCGUCUCCUGCAGUUGCUUUUGAGUUAUCUGUAGAUGGGGACUGUAUCCCUUAUACAAUUAAUAGGUAUCUGCGUGAUUAUCAAAGGGACGGGGUUCAGUUUCUCUAUGGACACUAUGCUCGUAAAAGAGGAUGUAUUCUUGGAGAUGACAUGGGACUUGGAAAAACAAUACAGGUCAUUUCAUUUCUGGCUGCAGUACUAUGCAAAAAGGGAACACGUGAAGAUAUUGAAAACAAUAUGCCAGAGUUUUUGUUGAGGACUGUGAAAAAAGAACCACCAUGUAUCCCCAAAAAGACUUUCCUAAUAGUGGCCCCUCUUUCUGUGCUUUAUAACUGGAAGGAUGAGUUGGACACUUGGGGCUAUUUCAGGGUCGCUAUUUUACAUGGCAAUAGAAAGGACAAUGAACUGAGUCGCAUCAAGCAGGGAAAGUGUGAGGUUGCUCUAACGACAUACGAGACGCUUCGCCUGUGUUUGGAUGAACUUAACAGCCUAGAAUGGUCAGCUGUCAUUGUAGAUGAAGCACACAGAAUCAAGAAUCCAAAGGCUCAAAUAACCCAAACUAUGAAGGCUUUAAAAUGCAGUGUUCGUAUAGGUCUUACUGGAACCAUUCUUCAGAACAACAUGAAAGAACUAUGGUGUGUCAUAGACUGGGCUAUACCUGGACUUUUGGGUAGUAGAACACAUUUCAAGAAGGAAUUUUCUGAUCCAGUGGAGCAUGGCCAGAGGCACACCGCAACUAAAAGAGAGCUAGCAACAUGUCGAAAGGCCAUGCAGAAGCUAGCAAGAAAAAUGUCUGGCUGGUUCCUGAGACGUACUAAGGCUUUUAUUAGUGAUCAGUUGCCAAAGAAGGAAGACAGAAUGGUAUACUGUUCCCUGUCAGAGUUCCAGAAACAAGUAUAUCAAGCUGUGUUGGCAACAGAAGAUGUGAGCUUAGUACUGCGAGCACGGGAGCCCUGUAGUUGCAGCAGUGGCCGUAAAAGGAAGAAUUGUUGUUACAAAACAAAUGCCCAUGGUGAAACAAUGAGGGCACUGUAUUUCAGUUACCUGACAAUCCUUCGGAAGGUUGCUAAUCAUACUGCUCUACUACAGACCGAGAACACCAGCAAACAUCAGGAAGAACAUAUCAAAAGAGUAUGCAACCAGGUAUUUUCUAAGUUUCCAGAUUUUGUCCAGCUGAGCAAAGAUGCAGCCUUUGAAACAAUUUCUGAUCCAAAGUACAGUGGGAAAAUGAAGGUACUUGAACAGCUUUUAAAUCACUUCAGAAAAAACAAAGAUAAAGUUCUUCUCUUCUCCUUUUCCACCAAGUUGCUAGAUGUGCUGGAACAAUACUGUAUGGCAUCUGGGCUAGAUUACCGAAGACUUGAUGGAAAUACAAAGUCAGAGGACCGGGUCAGGAUAGUGAGAGAGUUCAAUAGCAUGCAAGAUGUUAACAUUUGCCUUGUUUCUACAAUGGCUGGUGGAUUGGGUCUCAAUUUUGUUGGAGCCAAUGUCGUUAUAUUGUUUGAUCCAACAUGGAAUCCAGCAAAUGAUCUUCAAGCCAUUGACAGAGCCUAUAGGAUUGGCCAGUGCAGAGAUGUGAAAGUGUUUAGAUUGAUAUCCUUGGGGACAGUGGAGGAGAUGAUGUACUUACGGCAGGUUUACAAACAGCAACUUCACUGUGCGGUAGUUGGAAGUGAAAAUGCCAAGCGAUAUUUUGAGGCAGUGCAAGGAUCAAAGGAACAUCAAGGAGAGCUUUUUGGGAUCCAUAACCUCUUCAAGCUUCGAACCCAGGGGUCCUGCCUUACAAAAGACAUCCUGGAGAGGGAGGGUCAAGUGGAAGCAGGAGUCAAGACAGCCACUACAUGGCUAAAGGAGGAGCCACCAACAUGCAGAUUAGAAAUGCAUUCAGAGCCAGGUUGUGAAGAAGAUAAAGCUCCUCUCAAAUCUAGGGAACAACUGGAGAAAGAGGAAUUUGAUUUUUAUAGUGACUUUAGUGAUGAUGAUGAACUUGUGGGAAGCUCAAGAACAAAAAAAAGCAGAUUUUGCAAUGCAAAUGACAUGCUAAUUUCAAAGAAACAGCUUACCUUAAUGCAGUGUGGUUUUCCUAAACUGUUAGAGAGAGAAACUAAAGCUACUGAGGUCAUUGAUAGUAAUGCUGUAUCUGAUCAAGAAAGCACAGAUGCCUUGUCUGUGGGCCAAAGAUCAAAUGUAGAUGUCAAGUGCAUUGGUCUUCAGAAAAGUAGAAGCCAUAAUAGUAUUUUGAGACAUCGGAGAACCACUGAGUCACCAAAUAGAACUGAAAAACAAGAUAUGCAUUGUGUGAUUGUAGCCCCAGAUUGGCCUGUUUCAUCUGACUCUGGGAUAAAAAAGGACAUUGAAAAUAAAAAUAAAGAUCAGUGCAUUUCAAACGAAAUUGGUGUAGUCAUGGAGACUGAAGGCAGCUCAGAAGAGAGUGAUGAUAUCAUCUUUCCUUCCCAAGUUCCAGCUCACCAAGAAACUGCUCCUGCUAAAAAUGUUAAAAGAUAUGAGGCUGUAUCAGAAAAAUUGGAAGAGUCAGAUACAGAAAAGACCACUAAGUGUACACGUAAGGGAGACGCUUUGGCCUGUAAACAAUCUCUGUUCUGUAAUAGUGGGUCAAUCUUCACCAAAACAAAGUCUUGGAAAAAUGCCCAAAAAACCACAACAUAUGUGAAAGGCACUAGUGAUAUAAGUGAUGAGUCUGAUGAUCUUGAAAUACCGCUGUGGUCCAAAUCAAGAAACCAGAAAGCCUUCACUGCUCUUAGGUUGAAACAAAAAUGUGACCGAAAUAAGGAGUUCUGUAACUCUUCCAAAACUGUGCUGCAGGCGAACAAGCCAAACAAUGGAGAAAAGGAAACGGAUUCACAGAAUAUAGGUGAAUUUUCAUCCUCUGAAGAUGAUUCACCAGUCAAGAAAAUUCACUUAAGUAAGCAAAGCCAUAAGGACAAAAAACAGAGACGCAGAAUUCAGUUUGACCCCAAAUCACCCUGCCGUGUUAGAGGUGCCUCAGUUACAGUGUCGACACCCAGUCACUCUCAUGUGCACAAGACCUCUAUAAGUAAGAGAGCAUGUGUCAAUCAAGAAGAAAAUGUGGGAUCACUGGACAAUUUUUUAGGUGGUGUUCAAGAAGUGGCUUAUAUUCAUUCAAACCAGAAUGUGGUUGGAUCAAGCAAGGCUGAGAAUCAGAUGAGUAACUGGGCAGUGAGAGAUGUGUUUGAGUUGAAGCAGUUUUCCCAGCUCCCUGCUAAUAUAGCAGUCUACUGUGCCAAGAGAGAGACGGAAACCCAAGAAGCCAUAUCAGCAAAAAAGAACAUUAAGAGAGAACAGCAAAUAAGUGACAACAGUAAGCAGUCUCACCUUUGUAUUGUACAUCCUGCAAUUCAGAAGAAAAAAAAGGUACACAGAAUAGGUGCAACCACCUUCUUGAUUGGAGAGACCCCCAAAAGCAUUCGCAGGAAACAGUUUGAAGAAAUGGUAUCCCACUUUAACAUGGCUUCAGUUGAAGAACUUGCAGAAUAUAUUGCAAAAGCCACUUCAGAAGCACGACAGAAAAUGUUGAGAGAUUUUUAUGCUAGAAAGUAUCCAGAGUUAGAGGACCUAUUUCCAGUCAAAGUUCCAGUACAUGUUUCAGAUGGGUGUGAGGAAGAAGAGGUGUAUACAAGUCGUCGUAGAAAGAGAAGAGCCAUGAUAAAAUGUGGACAAUCAAGGUCUGGUCCUUCAGCUAAAGAUCCUCCCUUCGUGACUGCAGAAAUAUGUAGCCAAAAAAGACACAAAGGAGAAGCAAAACAGUUUCACAAUGAUUUCUGCAUACAGGAUGCUGUGUGCCUUAAUUCAAAAGAUAAACAGUUGUCCACUGUCAAUACCCAAAAUAGCAUCAGUGGGAGAAACAGUCAACCAUUCAAAGAUUUUAUGGCAACUGACUCAGUAAGCAGUAAAUCAGAAAUAAUUGAAGUGUGCUCUGUAAAUAUCACUAAAGGACAGCAGGACUCAGAGGGGACAGAAUCUCCAAGAAAAAGAUCCCUGUCUCAGUCAGAAAACAGAGAGAGAGAAACUCAGACUUACAAGAAAAACUCUUUUGUAGACUUACUAGGAGACACCUCUGUUCUCAAUGACCUCUUCAAAAGUAAUGGAAACAGGCCUACAGAGCUGCCAAGAUCUCUUUCAGGGCCUGCAGAAAAAGCAAAAGAACGACCAAAAGACUUCUGGGAUGUACUGGAUGAGCAGAAUGAUGAGAGUCUCAGAAAGCUCACAGACAUGGCAGUCAUAGAGGAGUUGUGUGAAAGAGCACCUCCUGUUGCUUUGACAAAAAAGAAAGAAGUUCAUGAAAGUUCUCUUUGGAAACAAAAUGAUAAUUUUUUAUGGAAAAAAUAUAAUCUAAGUGAUUCAGAUGAGUCUACAUCUGGUGCACACACCUUUUGAUGUCUAGAUAUGAAUGACUGAUCUUAAAGCUCAGGGAUGAUGUGUAAUUCCAUGGGAGAGGGUGACGACAGCUCCUCCAGGAACUAAGAACAGCGUGGGAUGAUUGGGAAAAUUCACUCAGGCUUUAACACGUUCAAAGAAGGGCUGCCACCUGGAGAGGCUCACAUGUGCUGGUUCAAACUGGAUUCUCCAGAGACCAACAGACGAAGGACUUUUGGAUAGAUGACCUAUGUUUAAGGACUCAGGGCCUUCUGUCUGAUUCAGUAAGUGGACAGGACCCUCUGUCCAAGGGAGUCCCCAAUCCUUCCUAGGAAGGGUUGGAAGGACUUUGGCCCUCCAUAAGACUGAUGAGUGACCUCUGGUCAUCUUUUAGCAUGUGUAUAGGAAACUUUAGUUUUAUAUGUUUUCUCUGUAAUGCUUUCAUCUUCAGAAUAAAUGUUCUUGCUUAUAAAGAGCUGUGAGGUAGCUCAUAACUGCUGGCAAUUAUGUUGUUCAUAGCCUUUACAGAGAAAGCAAAGCACACACACUGGCUUGUUUAGGCAGCCUGGCUUGCUGGAGAUAAGUGUAGGCAGGGAACUGUACAGUGUGGAAAAUCCCCAGAGGGGAGAGGGAGAGACGGCUCUCCACCCAAAAGAGGUGAUGGCUUAGGAGCCAGGGACCACAGAGGGGGAAUACAAGUGCAAUUGCCCCGAACUGUGACAGUUAUGACACAUGACCUUGGUGAGAAUGGUAUAGCUGUUGCUGUGGCAUAUUCUCAGCUCUUUUCUGUUUGGAAUUUAAUAUUCUCUUCCCCUUGCAUUGGGGAUAAUUGUUUUAUGCUGUCAUAGGGUUUUGGUUUUGGAUAUUGCUGUUCUAGUUUCCUGACACUUAGCUGUGUCGUAACUACUUCAGGGUUCUGUUUUACUUCAGAAGUUUAUUAAAUGUUAGCAGUAAGGGGUUUUGUCCUUCACCUCAGGAACUUCUCAACUGGUGAGUCCCAUAACACAUUGUGAGCUGUUAUAAUAUGCUACGAAUGCUAAGUAUGGCAUAAACCAGCAAGAUCAAGCUGUGGCAGUGGAAAAUCUGUUUGGUGGGAAAGUACAGUGCACAAGCCACCUACAACUUCAGCUCAGCUAGCUGAGCUGUAGCCAGCUGGCACUGCCCAGGAAGUGGGUUGGGUCAAGACAGUGGUGAAACAAACUUAUUCAAUACAUACCACAUUCAGUCUCCAUCAGCGGGGUUUCUGUGGAGCUCUGGAUAAAGUGCAAUAGUGGGGGGAGAGUAAUGUGGUACUGCCACCUGCUGCCUAAGAAUAAAUCCUCUCUGGGGCAGGUGCCUGCAUUGGAGUAGGAUAUGCAGUUUGCCUCUUGCAACCUGAGCCUGUCCAGAUUCUCGUUUAUGGCAGUAUACACCCAUAUGCCUUUCUGACAUGCCACAGGCCGAAUAUUAUGCACAGUUCAGAUCCAUCUUAGAAGGCUGUGUAUUUAAAUAGAUCUAGUCAGAGCAAAGCCCUAUAAAUUUCCUGACAAUUUUUUAUAAAAUAAUUACAUCCAGUUUCUAUGACUUCAGUGACUAGCACUUUACAUGCAAAAUAGCUUCAAAUCUCUAACACCCAAAUUACCUUCUUAAUAAUCUGUGCUUAAAUGAUUCAGAACAGAUGACUGCAGGGAAUUAUGAUUAAAUGUCAGAAUGUGAUGCUUCACAAUCUAAAGAAAAUUGUAUAUGACCAUCAUUCAUAUAUAUAUAUUAUACCACACUAGGGACAUAGUGGUACUCCAAAUUUUGUUUUCAUUUAAAGUAAACACUCAAAAUGUAUGUUUUAAAUAUCUUCUGAAUGCUAGUAACAUAGUUCUUGAAAUCAUAGAAUAUCAGGGUUGGAAGUGACCUCAGGAGGUCAUCUAGUCCAAGCCCCUGCUCAAAGCAGGACCAAUCCCCAGACAGACUUUUGCCCCAGAUCCCUAAAUGGCCCCCUCAAGGAUUGAACUCUCAACCCUGGGUUUAGCAGGCCAAUGCUCAAACCACUGAGCUAUCUCCUCCCCCAGUCCAACAACUCCCGCAGGAGGCAAAUAAAUCAGAUCUAAAGUAUUGACAUGAUUGUAGAUGAACUUUUUGAUCGGCCGGUAGUGCUAAUGUAAGAACAUUUUGAGAUGUUACUAAUAUACAUGUAUUCCAGGUGUACACUUAAAAUCAUGAGAAACAGAAAAUGAAAAAUUAUUCUUUCAUUUAUAUUCCUGUUAGUUCCCAAAGAAGAUAUGUGAAUCUUUGCACUAAUGGCUCCAUCACCCAGGAGUUGCAUUCAUUAGAUUCUAGGUAAAACAUAAAGGUAUCUAUGAUGCUUAUUGCACACUGGCCUCCAUUGAGGGGGGCAGGGUACAGCAGGACCAGCCCUGGAGGAACUCUGGCAAGCAUUUUGCCUUCAUGAUGAUGAAUAGCUACUGGUCUAUGGAUGUAGAAUACCUUCGGGAACUCUCUAAUGCACGUGAGGACACCAUACUCCUAGUACAGUGUAAGCCCUAUUGCAUGUUUGUCCCACUAUGUGGGCCAGUGAGAAGGGAGUUUGGGGCCAUGUGAGUCCCCUGCCUGGAGUGCAUUGAGACAAGUCCCUGCAGUCCCCAACCUGCAUUCUGACAGGUCCCUGUGCUGGGGUGGAGGGUCCUUGUGCGCUCCCCCCACCUUUAUGCUAGUAAGGAUGGCUGUAUGCUCGUGAGAAUCUGCCCCAUAGGUGUUUCAGCCAAAAGAAGUAGCAAAUACAGGAUCUGAAUACAAAUGUCCCACAACAGGUAGCUAUGGCCUUCUACAUUAUUGCCAUACUAAGGCUGCAAAAUCAAGCUGUCAAAAUCAAGGAAUGUAUAAUUAAGAUAGUGUUUAACCAUAACUCUGCACCUUUGUGCAUGUGUCACACACAUAGACUAUGUUUUAGAUCACUUAUAUUGUUAAAUACCAUGAGAGGUCAUAUAAACUGUAAUUUCUUAUUUAGUCAUAUCUGAAAUACAUAUUCGAAGUACCCUGCCUUACUAUUCUGUACUAGAGCCUCUGCACCUUAGCUAAUAUAACCUAAUAGAACUAAAUAAAUUGGAGAUGAAAACAUGA
This is a messenger RNA of Mauremys mutica (yellowpond turtle), 8053 nucleotides long. It is a transcript of the gene ERCC6L2, whose product is annotated as ERCC excision repair 6 like 2. Lineage: Eukaryota; Metazoa; Chordata; Testudines; Geoemydidae. Bases 299 to 4984 code for a protein of 1561 amino acids. The record is from RefSeq and is a predicted model, not a curated record. Gene Ontology annotation, molecular function: ATP-dependent chromatin remodeler activity; ATP binding. The transcript is spliced from 22 exons.